Hydractinia symbiolongicarpus is the source of this 872-nucleotide messenger RNA. RefSeq lists its product as uncharacterized. NCBI's taxonomy places the organism in Eukaryota, Metazoa, Cnidaria, Hydrozoa, Anthoathecata, Hydractiniidae. The transcript has 3 exons. The coding region runs from base 5 to 367 and encodes 120 amino acids. The record is from RefSeq and is a predicted model, not a curated record.
UCAGAUGCUGGCAAAAACAAAGGGGCUUAUUGAAAGCAAUUCUGAUGUGCUCAAAGGUAAAGAAGAGAUAAAAACAACUUCAGCAGAACCUAAUCAGUCUCCAUUAAAUACAACUAUUCUAAAUGAUUCGGGUGUUCAUGGUGACUUUCCGACUGUUUCUGAUACUGAUGACGAUGAUACACACAUAGACAAGAUGGAGGAAGAUGAGGAUAGUGGUGAUGAUGACAAGGAUUCUGACUUCGAUGUAUCCAGUGAAACCAUCUCAAGUGAAACAGAAUUUUCAACUAGUAGUGACUAUGAGUAUAAUAGACCUGUAUCACCAUCACAUAGAGAUCUGUUAGGUCAUAAUGCCAAGGGUAAGAAUUGAUUUUUUGUUUUAAUUUGCAGAAAAAAAGAAUGCACACAUUUUUAUUAAAAUUCAACAAUUAAAGAUUGCAAAAUAGUAACUCUAAAAUAUUUUUUAAGUGAAAUUUAAUGCUUAACCUCCUUGAAUAAAGACCCACCUUGAAGCAGAUAAGGUCUAUUUUUUAUGCCUAUUUUACAGAAGGGACAUUUGUGUUUUAUACAGAGUUGUCGAGCAGUAGUGAUGAUCUUUUUGACUUGGAUAUUCCUGUGUCUUCACCUAAAAGAAAGAUGCUAAAAUUUGACAAGAAGCAGCCGUCGAAAAAACCUGCAUUGCCAACCUCACUGUUGAAUAAUAAACUGUUGAAAGUACCUGCAUUACCCAAUUCACUGUUAAAUAAUAAUGAUGACAAAGGUGAGGUCUUUUUUUCUAGCUUGAUAAAGUUACUUACAUGGACAAAUUUGUUGGAUAGAGCUUGAAACAAUGAUCAAAAUGAUUAGGUUCAGACACUUUUAUGAGCAGUUGUGAA